Messenger RNA from Caenorhabditis elegans, 619 nucleotides. RefSeq names its product Vacuolar ATPase assembly protein VMA22 (gene F02E9.1). Gene Ontology annotation, biological process: vacuolar proton-transporting V-type ATPase complex assembly. NCBI's taxonomy places the organism in Eukaryota, Metazoa, Nematoda, Chromadorea, Rhabditida, Rhabditidae. The coding region runs from base 99 to 563 and encodes 154 amino acids. The record is from RefSeq and is marked reviewed. The transcript has 5 exons.
AUUUUCUCUUUUUCCUUACUGCUUUACAAUAAAAGCGUAUAUUUCCAGUGAUGCCUGCGCAAUCAAUAAAUCAGAAAAAUGAUUUAUACCUCGAAAAAAUGGAAUUAAUCGACAAAUUCAUCACCCUUCACGAUCAACUUCGAAAAGACUUGAACUUGGCAAGUUUGUGUAUUUCUAAAGCAAAAACAACGCACGGAAUUGGUCUUUUCAGUGUUAAUUCUGUCGAUACACACGAUUUGGAGCCAUCUAUCAGAUUGGAUACGAAAAACGGGAAAUUUGUACUUCUCAAAAAUUCAGAGAAUGAGGAAGAGAAAAACGACAAAAAGAAUAAGAAAAAGAAGGACGAGAAUAAAUCAGAAAAGAAGAAUAGCGGAGAAUCAGAAGACGUUGAAGAAGCCAAAAAAACAUUUUCUGGACAAUUCCGUCCGUUUGGGGUUCUUGAGCCGGCUGCUGCAAAGGACGCUCGAAAAAUUUAUAGAAAUUCUAUUCAGACGAUUCUCGACCUUGUAUCCACCCAACAAUCAAUUCUUGCCAAAUCCCGCCAACUUGUUGAGGAUUGUUAAAUUGCAUGAUUCUGUGAUAAAUAUGUAUUCAAUCAAUAUAAAAACAAAACUCUCGA